Molecule: messenger RNA, 1446 nt
Organism: Thrips palmi
Lineage: Eukaryota; Metazoa; Arthropoda; Insecta; Thysanoptera; Thripidae
Exons: 2
Coding region: 88-1392 (434 amino acids)
Molecular function (GO): protein binding
Source: RefSeq, a predicted model, not a curated record
CCCCACUUCGGGCACUGCAGUCUGCCUGCAGUUGUUAUUUGUGUUUACAUUUCGUUUUAAUUUUGUUGAUUUGACGACUGGGUCGAAAUGAAUGACCCUCGAGGUGAAAUGAAGACUGAGACAGAUGUGUCAAAUGACGAAGCUGCAUCUUCUUCAGCAGAUUCAGAAACGGCCUUUAUCCACUCACUUCCUACAGAACUACUCGCAUUCAUAUUUUCAAUGUUGAGUGUUAAGGACCUGGGUCAGAAUGUUUCGAGGGUCUGUCAACGAUGGAAGGAAACAAUGCAUUUCAAGUCAAUAUGGUCUGAGAAAGAGCUGACACAUGAGAGUGAAGAGCUACUUAUUUAUGUGCUUGGUGUUGCUCCAGCCCUAAAGAAAUUGAAUAUCUCACAAAUUGCCUGUGAAGAUCCAAAAAGAGUCAUGACCGCUAUAUGCAAAGGAACCAAAGAUAUAAAAACCAUUCAUUAUAAUUUAAGUCUGUUUCGUCCUGAAGAGGGUGCUCGCAUUUUACGACAUUAUAAAAAUCAUGUACUUGACCUUCAUUUGGUAGGACAUGCUCUUAAUCACAAUAGCAUUUAUCGUAAUCUUGAUUCAGUUUUAGGUCAAAUGCCCCAGCUCAGAAGUCUUAAGCUUUCUGGAUAUUUCGAUACUAAAUGGAACAAAAAAGUCCUAGAGCAAAGUAAUUUGGAACUGCAUCAUCUUGAUGUUAGCUGUAUCCAAGAUGAGUCUGAUUCAUAUUUACCAUUCCUAGAAUCAGUUAGGCCACAUCUUAAAACCCUCAUGCUUCCUCAGAAAUCUAAUGUUGGUGUUCUUGGGUCAGUGGCAUCCUGUGACCAGUUAAAGGAAAUUACUAUUUGUCUGGACGAUAUUAGAUGUAUUAGUACUCUGAAGUCUCUAGAAUCCCUGCACAUAAAGUGGAUUGAUAUUGUUGCUAAGAACAAACUGAAAAAGUUUAUUCGUGACUGUCCUGUGUUUGAAAAUCUAAGAGAAUUAUCUAUGCAUUACAUUCCUGGCGAAGUAGCUAGUGCCAUUGCUGAACGUUGUCGGAAGUUGGAAAGUUUGAGUUUGCAUGGUAUAACAACAUGUGUAAGUAUCGUGAAAACUGUCCCCUCAUUGCAGAAAUUACGUAUUGUUGACGGAAUUACCUUUAGAAUGAGACAUGUUCAACAGCUGCCUCGAUAUCUUCCCAAUUUAAAGCACCUUGAUGUGCUUGGCUCUUUUUUCAAUCAGGGUAUACCUCCUCAAAUUGUCAGCGAAUUAAAAAGCGAGUUGCCUGGACUGGUAAUUAUUUGUGAUCCCUUCGUCAGGUACAGAAAGCAUGCUAAAGGAUACAUCCAUAAAUCGUGUAAGGAUAGCAGCACUGACUGCAGUAGUGAUGAGGCUGAAGCUUGAUGAGCCCUACUGAAGCUAGCUGUGUUUAAUAAAUUGUAUUUUUUUUCAAACAUG